Diospyros lotus (date-plum) is the source of this 482-nucleotide messenger RNA. RefSeq lists its product as uncharacterized. The record is from RefSeq and is a predicted model, not a curated record. Lineage: Eukaryota; Viridiplantae; Streptophyta; Magnoliopsida; Ericales; Ebenaceae. The transcript has 2 exons. The coding region runs from base 43 to 414 and encodes 123 amino acids.
CCAACUUAACGCAGGUACGGAGGAUCUGGGAGGACUAAGGAAAUGCUGGUCACAGAAAGGAGCAGUGUCAUCUCCAGCUACGUCUUUUCUUGUUUGGUUGCUAAGAAAAAUGCCAGAAAACUUAGAGCCACUGCACUUGUGGCCGCGCAAAAGAGAGAUCUGGCCGAGAAUUCCGGGGAAAGUAAACAGCAACCCGGUUUUCCAUUAAUGAAAGUUUCUUCACGCAAGAUUCUUUCUCAGACUGCAGUCGCAGUGCUUGGGUUGGGAUUCGUCGAUGCCGGUUACAGUGGAGACUGGUCAAGGAUUGGAGUGAUCUCAAGGGAGACUGAGGACUUGCUGAAGCUUGGAGCAUUCUUUGUGGUUCCUUUGUGCAUCUUCCUCAUCUUUUCUUUUUCCAAGCAAAACGAGGCUUGAAAUCUCCAUUCAUAUCUCACAGCUAUAUAUGCCAUUAAUUUAAACAGCAAUUAUGAUUAUUUUUCUUU